Schistosoma spindalis is the source of this 870-nucleotide messenger RNA. Lineage: Eukaryota; Metazoa; Platyhelminthes; Trematoda; Strigeidida; Schistosomatidae. The record is from the annotation of a GenBank genome assembly.
CAUGGAUAAAUUUAUUUCCAUGCUUGUGUAACUAACCUUAUUUCUCGGGAUUUUAUAAGCAUAUAUCUUCAGGUAUUUUAAAGUGGUUAGAGAAUGAAAAGUGGCUUGCAAUAUUUUGGAAUCUUUUUGUACAUUGUGGUGAAUAUUCUGAGUAAACACCAAUGUCAAUCGGUGCGUUGUUACGACUGUGACUUUUGUCCGAUAGUAACGAGUGAAUCAAUAACAGACUUAAACAAUUGUACAUCUUGCGUGAUGGCCGGUAAUAAUUUUUCAAUUCACAGAACAUGUGUGUUUGGUACUGUACCCAUUAACUUCCCAGAAGAAAAUCGGAAGCAGUGUCUCACUGAAUUGUGUAACGGGGAAACGGUUGAUAACACUGCAAAACCUCCAACAGGGCCUAUAGCAAAUCCAAUCACUUGCUAUACUUGUUUGAACUGUACAAAUAGUAACCGAAAGCUUGUUAGCGGUUGUGGUGGAUGUGUGACAACUCAUGGUUCAGGAGUUACUAGUAAAUUUUGUGGACCUGCAUGUACUCAACUGAAUCCUUCGAAUUUAGUCGAUUGUUGCUCAACAGAUCGAUGUAAUGGAAUGACAAAAUUAUCUAUUCAUCGUCAUGUUAUUGUUGUUCUGUUUGUUUGCAUGGGAAUCAGUAAAUACAUUCUAUGAAUGACUAAGCCCAUAAUUUACUCUGAUUCAUGUAAUUGCUUCAAAUUUAUAUAUAUUUUGGUCAUUUUGAUUGAAAUGUAUUCAUUAAUAAACAUCCUAACUUCUUGCAUAUACAUUCACAUCAUUAAAUUGUUGCUUUUUUGAAAUAGUUCACUAUGUACUACAUUUAUCGUACUAUUUGUAAUAAAUUUCUAUUUUGAACGU